AUGGACACAAUAAACAUCGCCAUAAUCGGGGCCAAUGGCGUGGGAAAGAGCGCCUUCCUGCAGCAGGCCCUGAAGAUGUCCAGGCCUGCCAACAUGGGCGUCGUCACCUUCAACUGGACCGAGCCCGAUGGCUCCCAGCAUACCGUCAACAUGUUCGAGGUCGACCUGGAGGCCUUCGACCUGGGCAUGAACGAGCCCAUCCGCUGGCCCAAGCAGGCCAACGGGAUGCUUGCCCCUCGCAUCGAUGGUACUUUGGUGCUCUACGACGUCAUGAACAAGGACAGCAUCACCCCGCUGCCCCAGACAAUAUCCUCUCUCUCCCUGUCCAACUAUCCCGUGGUCCUUGUCGCAACGAAAUGCGACAACCCCGAGGAGGUCAGGGAGCUCGACACAACAAGCGUCGCUGCCGCAUAUCCAUCCGUGGUGGCCAAUUUCACCACCUCUCCAACCUCUCCGAACACUACUAGGGACUGUCUUCAGGUCAUAUUGAGGGCCGUCGUGACCGGCCGGAAAGGAGGUGAUAAGUCGGAUGCGGCCAGCCAAAGACGGCGUGCCGCCUCGGCCGCGAACCUGGAACCCACGGUAGACCCCCUCAACAACGGUCGACCCGAUUCGGUGCAUAGCAAACACAGCAGGGCCAGCUCCGACCUGUCAUUGCUUAGGGGGUUUUCGCAGCAGUCGAGCGAUAGGGACAGUUACUACCGAGGGUCGGCAGCACGCUCGCCCAGAGCGUACCCAGGUCAGGGUCUGGGACAAGACGAGAUGAACCCGACAGUGUCAAGCCAGUUGCGGCAGACAGGCGUGCGUUUAGAUCUGGGGGCGGAGCCGUUCUACGAAGUCGAAUCAGAUGUUGAGUCCUUCCGCACCUCAAUGACGGACGAUAUGCCGAUAUUGCAACGAAGCGAUGAGAGUUUCAUGGACCGUCCCACCAAGAUGACCGGCGUGGCAUUCGAUGACCUCGUGGACAGGCUUCUGGCGCCGAGGAUGACGAGGGCGGACAACAACUUUGCGGACAUCUUCCUGUGCCUGUACCGAAAGUUUGCUGCGCCAGGGCAGCUCUUUUCCGCGAUUCUCACCAGGCUGGAGCGGGGCAAGGAGGACAAGUCAGCACACUACCUCAGCAAGAAAGCGACGCAGAUGCGCAUAAUCGAGGUUGUGGCCAGGUGGGUGUCUCUUUAUCCUGGCGACUUUGCCAGGCCGUCGACCAAGAAGACACUUGAGCGCUUCAUCAACCACCUGGCAAGCGAGCCGGCCUUCAGUGCAGCCGCCGGUCAGAUGAGGGUUCAGCUCGACACAUAUGUGGUUGAAGACGAUGAUACGGCAUGGGCACAAGCAGAUGAUCCACCGGAGGAUGCCAGUGUGGCCAGCUCACAUAAAUCCCAGGAUCUUGAAGUGCCGAUGGCCUCAUUGAGCGUGGAUGACCAGCUGUCGGCCGAAAUGCGGCGACCCUCACAGGGCUCUGAACUAUCACAUGUCGAGCGAGACUACAGCACAGGGGAGACGAACUAUCAGUAUCAUACUUAUGGGGACUACGAACGCGAGGCGGCAAAAAUGGUCCCUCAGGCUACGCUGCCUCUAAACAAAUUCCGCUACCACAUCUUCAUGGACACGAACCCAGAAGACAUCGCCGAGGAGAUCACCCGCAUCGACUGGAUCAUGUUCAGCAGCGUGCGUAUCCGCGACUGGGUGCGACAUGUCAGCCUGUCGAGUGCAGAGAAGGAGCGAUGCCGGUCGCUGAGAAAUGCGAACCGCCUGAUCGCGCACUUCAACCAUGUCGCUAAAUGGGUGCAGAACAUGGUACUGAUCCGCGACAAGGCAAAGCAUCGCGCCCCAUGCCUCGAAAGAUUCAUGAUCAUCGCACACAAGCUGCGAAAACUGAACAACUACAACGGACUAGGCGCCGUGGUCGCCGGCCUGCAGAACGCUAACAUAGCGCGCCUCCACGCAACACAGGCGCUCGUCAGCAAGGAGGUCUGGAAGCAAUACCAGAGUGCUGAGAAGCUAAUGUUGAAUACCAAAUCGUCGUUCGCAUACCGCCUGGCGUGGGAGAACAGCCCGCUCCCCAGGAUACCGUACAUGGCGCUCCACCGGAAGGAUCUGACGUUUGCUGAAGAGGGCAAUAAGACGCUUGUGGGGCCAAAUGGGGACCGAAUUAACUGGAAGAAGUUUGAGAUUCUUGGGGAGAUCUUGUUACCGAUCAUGAAGAGCCAAGGGGCACCGUACCCGAACCUCCUCAAGAAGCAUGAGGUCAGCCGGGACUUGAUCUUGGACUGCCGGAUGGAGCUGGAUGAGGAUGCCCUCUACCAGCGCAGCAAGCAAGUCGAGCCCGGCAUCGGGGGUACAGGUGGUGCGGCCGACCUAAAGAAGAAGACGAUGGGUUUUCUGAGGGGCGGGGUCUGA
This is a messenger RNA of Diaporthe citri, 2400 nucleotides long. RefSeq lists its product as uncharacterized. Gene Ontology annotation, biological process: positive regulation of GTPase activity; Ras protein signal transduction. The record is from RefSeq and is a predicted model, not a curated record. Lineage: Eukaryota; Fungi; Ascomycota; Sordariomycetes; Diaporthales; Diaporthaceae. The transcript is spliced from 4 exons. Bases 1 to 2400 code for a protein of 799 amino acids. Gene Ontology annotation, cellular component: plasma membrane. Gene Ontology annotation, molecular function: GTP binding; GTPase activity; guanyl-nucleotide exchange factor activity.